Messenger RNA from Grus americana (Whooping crane), 4778 nucleotides. RefSeq names its product transmembrane O-mannosyltransferase targeting cadherins 3 (gene TMTC3). Gene Ontology annotation, biological process: protein O-linked glycosylation via mannose. The transcript is spliced from 19 exons. The coding region runs from base 640 to 3393 and encodes 917 amino acids. Gene Ontology annotation, cellular component: endoplasmic reticulum. NCBI's taxonomy places the organism in Eukaryota, Metazoa, Chordata, Aves, Gruiformes, Gruidae. The record is from RefSeq and is a predicted model, not a curated record. Gene Ontology annotation, molecular function: protein binding; mannosyltransferase activity.
GUGCUGCGCUCAUGCGUCGUGUCUGGCGGCGGCGGCGGAGCGAGCUGUGGGUGGCGGUGCCGGUAGCGGUGAAGUCGCUUCCUCUGCGGCCUCAGCCCCUUUGCAUAUGUGUCUCUCUUCUCUGUCUUUAGAACUCCAAACAGGAGAGUGGGAAGCCUACAUUUUGUGAUUAGGUUUGAAGCUUGGAGUUUGGUGGUGGACCUGCCUGUAGUAGCAGAGAGGAAGUAGUAGUUCAGAUGGUCCUUCUCAGAUGUCACUGUUUCAGUAGAACUAGGGAACUUCAAGAAGCAGGAAGUGCACUGUUCAGAAGCUAUUGCAAACAAGGGAUUUCAAACUCUGUUUCUAGCAGGGUGUAAUUCAGCAGUUUCUUCUUCCCCACAUUCUUUGAGGGAGAAACUAAAAGACUUUGGUGGUGGCAGCUUUGAAAAAAAGGCUUGCUCUUAGUAACACCAAUAGCCAGUGCUCCAAGUACUAAAAAAGAAAAAAAUACCCUUCACUGCCGUUAUACAUGAACGUUCAGUGACAUCAGAGAAAUUGGCAGAGUUUAGGAAAAAUGACCUUUUCAUGAACUUCUAUGAAGAAUGCAAAUGAGCAAGGUGUGAGCUUCAAUGCUUUUGUCCAUGAAAACUCUUAGAGAAGAUGGCUGAUGUAAGCCUGAAGGAAGCAGCACUAAUCGUUGGUGUGGUGGCAGCCUGCUACUGGAACAGUCUCUUUUGUGGCUUUGUUUUUGAUGAUGUUUCAGCGAUUUUGGACAAUAAAGAUUUGCAUCCUUCUACUCCGUUAAAAAAUCUGUUUCAGAAUGACUUCUGGGGCACUCCAAUGUCUGAGGAGAGGAGUCAUAAAUCUUAUCGUCCCCUCACAGUUCUUACGUUUCGCUUAAACUACUUGUUCAGCGAGUUAAAUGCAGUUUCUUACCACUUCCUAAAUCUGGUAUUUCAUGUGGUGGUUUGUGUAGUCUUCCUCAAGGUCUGUAAGCUUUUUCUGGACAACAGGAGCAGCGUGGUUGCAUCCUUGCUCUUUGCAGUGCACCCAAUACAUACUGAAGCGGUAACUGGAGUUGUGGGCAGAGCGGAGCUUUUAUCAUCUAUCUUUUUUCUAGCUGCUUUUUUGUCAUAUACAAAAUCUAAAGGGCCAGAUAAUACCAUAGUGUGGACUCCAAUUGCAGUGACUGUGUUUCUAGUAGCUGUUGCAACACUGUGUAAAGAACAAGGAAUAACAGUGGUGGGGAUAUGCUGUGUGUAUGAAGUGUUUAUUGCUCAAGGGUACACCUUGCCAGUGUUGUUGGACACAGCUGUACAGAUUCUUCGAGGGAAGGGCAGUAUUCCUUACUCUAUGCUCCAGACACUGUUGAAGCUCAUAGUCCUAAUGUUCAGUACACUGCUGCUUGUAGUUGUUAGAGUCCAGGUUAUCCAGUCUCAACUCCCAGUGUUUACAAGGUUUGAUAACCCAGCUGCUGUUAGUCCAUCCCCAGCAAGGCAGCUGACUUUCAACUACCUCCUCCCUGUAAAUGCUUGGCUUCUUCUCAACCCCUCAGAAUUAUGCUGUGACUGGACAAUGGGAACUAUUCCUCUUGUGGAGUCUUUGUUGGAUGUUAGAAAUGUCGCCACCCUUACCUUCUUUUGCUUUCUGGGAUCUUUGAUUGUCUUCAGUCUCCGAUAUCCUGGGGAUUCCUCCAAGACUGUAUUGAUGGCACUCUGCUUAAUAGUGCUACCAUUCAUUCCUGCAUCAAACCUCUUUUUUCCUGUUGGAUUUGUCGUAGCAGAACGAGUGUUGUAUGUUCCUAGCAUGGGAUUCUGCAUUUUAGUAGCACAUGGGUGGAAGAAAUUAUCAAAUAAAAGUGUGCUAAGAAAAAUUUCUUGGGUUUGUUUGGCUGUGGUACUAUUCACUCAUGCCUUAAAAACACUGCACAGAAACUGGGAUUGGGAGUCAGAGUACACAUUGUUUAUGUCAGCUUUAAAGGUAAAUAAGAACAAUGCAAAACUAUGGAACAAUGUGGGGCAUGCGUUAGAAAAUGAAAAGAAUUUUGAAAGAGCUCUGCAAUUCUUUAUACAAGCCACACAAGUGCAACCAGAUGAUAUUGGUGCCCACAUGAAUGUAGGAAGAACUUACAAAAACCUGAACAAAACUAAAGAAGCUGAAGAAUCAUAUAUGAUUGCUAAAUCAUUGAUGCCACAGAUUAUUCCAGGUAAAAAGUAUGCAGCAAGAGUUGCGCCUAACCAUCUGAAUGUUUAUAUCAAUCUUGCAAACUUAAUUCGAGCAAAUGAAUCUCGCCUUGAAGAAGCAGAUCAAUUAUAUCGACAAGCAAUUAGUAUGAGACCAGAUUUCAAGCAGGCUUACAUCAGCAGGGGAGAAUUACUUUUAAAAAUGAACAAACCUCUGAAAGCUAAGGAAGCUUAUCUUAGAGCUCUGGAACUAGACAGAACCAAUGCAGACCUGUGGUACAACUUGGCAAUUGUUUACAUUGAACUGAAAGAUCCAUCAGAAGCACUGAAGAAUUUCAACCGAGCACUAGAACUCAACCCAAUGCAUAAACUAGCAUUAUUCAACUCAGCACUGCUAAUGCAGGAAUCUGGUGAUGCUCGGCUUAGACCUGAAGCUAAACAAAGACUAUUACAUUAUGUGAAAGAGGAACCACAGGAUGCAAAUGGAUACUUCAAUUUGGGUAUGCUGGCAAUGGAUGACAAAAAAGAUAUGGAAGCAGAGGCAUGGAUGAAGAAAGCUAUAAGCUUACAGCCAAACUUCCGAAGUGCUUUGUUCAAUUUGGCGCUGCUUUAUUCCCAGACAGCAAAAGAAUUGAUGGCUUUGCCUGUCCUGGAAGACCUACUGAGAUACUACCCUGAUCAUACCAAAGGUCUGAUUUUGAAAGGAGAUAUCCUUAUGAACCAAAAGAAGGAUAUUGUUGGAGCAAAAAUGUGUUUUGAAAAAAUUUUGGAACUGGAUCCCAACAACGUACAAGGAAAACAUAAUCUUUGUGUGGUUUACUUUGAAGAACGAGACUUAGUAAAAGCGGAAAAAUGUUUGGUUGAAACACUAGCACUGGCACCUCAUGAAGAGUAUAUUCAGCGUCAUUUAAACAUAGUCAGAAGUAAAAUUGCAUCACUUAGUGCUACGGAACAGUCAUCGCUUCCAGCAGAUGGGACUGCAACUGUAGCUGCAGAAGAAAAAAAAAAUUCAUUUCAAAAUUUGAAAGGAGUAAAAAAUGAGCAGAAACCCACCCGAACAACAGUUGAUAACAAUAAAGGGCACUCAAAAAAUAAGAAACAAACAGAGAAAAACAAUAUGGACAAAGAGACUCCCAAAAAAUCUACAAAAGAAAUCAAAGACAUUGAGAAAAAGAGAGUUGCUGCUUUGAAAAGACUAGAAGAGAUUGAACGUAUAUUAAAUGGUGAAUAGUCUUUAUUAUGCCACAGUAGAAUAAGAGGAGAAUACUAUUUUUAAAUGUUUAAUAUGUGAUCCAACUGGAAAGUGGUUUCAGUAAUUUGAAAAUAGAAAUAAUGUUGACUGCAUAUCACUUAGCAAGCAGCAAAAGGCAUUACAAUGCUUUAUGUGAGAAAACUGCAACUUUUAAAUAUGAUGUGGGAGACGGGGUGGGAAUCAAAGGAAAAAAGGUUGAGAAUAAUCUUAAAUGCAGAAUCCUAAUAGUGAGAAAAUAGCACUCAUGUAAAUCAUUGGUAGUCAGGGAUAUUCAAUAAUGCUACUUUCAAAGAAUCAGUAUAAGAACUGAGUGGAGAAUUAAUGGGAUAAGCCAGACACUGCUGCUUUCCCCCAUAUAAAUCUGUUUGUAUUAACAUUGUCUGCAUUUCAGUUUACACAUCAUCAGUUUACAUCUUUCUAGACCUCUGCUAUACAUGAAAAAGAGUUUUUCUUUGCAUUAUUUGUUUCCAGAACUUAACAAAAAAUCAUCAAAAUGCUACUGGUUGUAGUAUAGGAGGAUGCAACAACACACUAAAUUUUUCAGUUACAUUCUAAAUAUGGAAUGAUAUAAUAACCUUUUAAUUGUUCUUUACUUACAACGCUAAUGAUUUUUACUGUUUUAUCUGAUAGAAAUCUUACGGUGCUCUUAAGAUCUUCACACUAUGCUUUUACUUUUAAAGGAAAUGUGAGGUUUUUCUUCAACUGUCAAUCAUCUAGUUGUUUUUUAAAAAUAUAUAGAAAAGGGUGGUUUUCUCACUUUUCCCCCAGUUCAUUGAAUGCUGAUAAAUGCACUUUUGGUACAGUAACCAGUAUGCUAUGCAGUAGUCCUUGUUGACUUUGUAUCGAUGGCUGUGGAUUGACUCCUUGGUGUAGUAAAUUCUUCCUUGUUUAUAGCAAACUGGCUUUACUAUUUCUGUCAUUGGAACAGUAUUUCUGUUCUCCUUUUUACAACACUAAUACAAGCAAUGAUUACUGAAGGCAGUGUGAUAAUAAUUAAGCCACUGAAUUUAGCAAUGUUUAGCACAAGGAAGUGUAGAUAGUGUCCUUCCAAAUACUAAGUUCUGUUGUUUUGAUACUUUGUCUUGGGGGUGUGUUUUUUAUUAAAUAUUUAUUUUGACUACUAAAAUAUUCCCACUUACAUUUUUCCACUAAUGCAUCAUUUUAACUUCUUACAUGAAAUGAAAAUCUUUGCAAUUUCAGUGUUGCUUUUAUCCUUGUGCAAUGCAUAUAUUUUUGUUUAAAUACUCUACAGAUUACCUAAACCAAAUGUUUUCCAUAAUUAUGAGGAAAAAAAAGAAGUGUAAGAGCUGAGUUCAGUGAUAAUUUAAUUAAUCAUUAAAUGUUACUCUUCAUGUUUUGUCUUA